AUGAGAAUUCAAUCAUACAACUACGAUAUCAAAUACGAACCCGGUGCAACAAACUUGGCAGAUGCUUUGUCUCGUUUGUCUAUUUCAAAUGCCCAGUAUUUUGAUAAAUCAGCCGAUCGAUACAUCAAUCAACUAUUGGAGCAUGCAGUUCCAAAUGCAGUUACGCUAGUCACAGUGAUUGAAGCAACGAAGCAGGAUACAACCUUGCAGGAACUUAUGGAAGCUCUGUUGACCGGUUCUUGGACGGACGAGGCAUUGAAAGAUUUCAAACAUUUCAAGGCGGAAAUCCAUUCUGCCAAUGGUGUUCUGAUGAGAGGAGAUCGGUUGAUCAUUCCAGAAUCACUUUAUCAACGAGUACUUCAGUGUGCCCAUGAUGGACAUCCUGGCAUGAGUCUGAUGAAACGGCGUCUGCGACAGAAGGUUUGGUGGCCUAAAAUGGACGAGUUAGUUGAAAAGUUUGUGAAAAGUUGUGGCUCGUGUACGUUAGUUUCAACGGUUGGACCGCCGGAACCAAUGCUUCGAACCAAAAUGCCUGAACAACCGUGGACCGAUGUGGCCAUCGAUUUCCUGGGACCAUUGCCUUCUGGACAUUUUCUGUUAGUGCUCGUCGACUAUUUUAGCCGUUUCACUGAAGUGAUCGUAAUGAAGCAGACAACAACGGAGUUGACGGUUAAUGCUCUUUUUGAGACGUUUAGCCGCUUUGGAGUACCGGAAACAUUAAGGUCGGACAAUGGCCCGCAGUUCAUCAGUGAACAAUUCAAGAAUUUCUGUAAGGAAUAUGGGAUUGUUCAUCAAAAGACUACACCGUAUUGGCCGCAGGCCAAUGGCGAGGUAGAGCGGAUGAACAGCACCAUUUUAAAGCGAUUACGGAUCAGUCAAGAAGAAAACA
This is a messenger RNA of Aedes albopictus (Asian tiger mosquito), 889 nucleotides long. RefSeq lists its product as uncharacterized. Gene Ontology annotation, biological process: DNA integration. The annotation marks the transcript as partial. The transcript has a single exon. Lineage: Eukaryota; Metazoa; Arthropoda; Insecta; Diptera; Culicidae. Gene Ontology annotation, molecular function: nucleic acid binding. The record is from RefSeq and is a predicted model, not a curated record.